AUGAGCGCAGCCGACAUCAACACGGAGCUCUGCCCCGUCUACGCCCCCUUCUUUGGCGCGAUGCAGGCAAUCGACCUUAGACGCAAUGUUGCCAUGCAGCACACCGUUCGAUCACCGCAUGCUGACCACCUUGUCUACUCUGUUCUUGAUCUCGCCACACUUGCUCGACGCAUCAACAAACAGGGAUGCACAGCUGCCAUCGUUUUCACUUGCCUCGGCGCCUCGUACGGUACUUCCAAGUCGGGUGUCGGUAUCUCGGCCAUGGGUGUCCUGCGACCUGACCUGUUGAUCAAGUGUGUCAUUCCCGUCAUCAUGGCUGGUAUCAUUGCCAUUUACGGUCUCGUGGUCAGCGUGCUCAUCUCCGGUGACAUCAAGACGCCGAUGUCGCUCUACCGCGGCUUCAUUCAGCUCGGCGCCGGUCUCUCGGUCGGUCUGGCUGGGUUGGCCGCUGGAUUUGCGAUCGGCAUUGUGGGUGACGCCGGUGUGCGCGGUACUGCUCAGCAGCCGCGUCUGUUUAUCGGUAUGAUCUUGAUCCUCAUUUUCGCCGAAGUGUUGGGCCUGUAUGGUCUCAUUGUCGCGCUGAUCCUCAACACGCGUGCGCAAGACGAUGCUCUUAUGGGAUGCUUCCUCAAGUAA
Molecule: messenger RNA, 636 nt
Organism: Sporisorium graminicola
Lineage: Eukaryota; Fungi; Basidiomycota; Ustilaginomycetes; Ustilaginales; Ustilaginaceae
Exons: 3
Coding region: 1-636 (211 amino acids)
Biological process (GO): proton transmembrane transport
Cellular component (GO): proton-transporting V-type ATPase, V0 domain
Molecular function (GO): proton-transporting ATPase activity, rotational mechanism
Source: RefSeq, a predicted model, not a curated record